UUUUUUUACUUUGUUGUAGUCCAAAAUGAGGAGAACGACACCAUACUAGAUCUCAAAGCUUCUCUUCACUUUGCUGACCGGGGCAGGCUUUGUUCAGCUGACUGAGUCGUUUAGAGUUCAUCAGUUAAAGCUAAACGACAUGCCCGUUGCCCCAUCAUGCUGGCUCUGUCUUGAGCUUUGAGUAAAAAAUUUCUUUUUUAAUAAAAAAAAAAAAAAAAGAAAAACUACCCAAGACUUGAUCUUCUCUCUCUCGCGCUUUCCACUGUUCAAAAUCAAUACUUUAUUAUUAUUUGUUACAUAUUUUUUUAAUUUUGUUUUCCUGGUUUGCUUGCUUGCUUGCCACUUGAAACAUACUUUGCUCUGUUGUGUUUACUGAGAACGAGGCCGUUUGUUUUUUCAAGAGAGAGAAGAAAGGAACUCUCUUUAUCUCUCUCUCUCUCUCUCUCUCUUUCUUUCUCUCUUUCUCUAUGUCUGCCGCAUUGUCUUGUUCUAUUUAGAAUCUAAUCUUACUUCCACGCAUUAAAGUAUAGUCUCUCUUUCUCUUUCUUUCUAGUCAUCGUUGGCUUCAUAUUUUCCGGUUUUGGGUCUGUUAGGCCAACACUUUAGUUUAUUAUUAACCGAGGCUAUAGCUAAGCUACCUAUAGACACACUCCACAAACCAAACCCAAAUACCCGAACAAGCAAACCCCAUUUCUUAUUUGCUCUUCUUUCAGAGUUUUGGAGCCAAGUUUUUGAGUGUUUGAGUCCUGAUAACAACUAAAAAUAGAAAAAAGGUUGUGCUGAGAAGUGAGACUUGUUCUCAUUCUGAAGAAGUUCUAUCAAAGUGGUGAAGGUGAACCAAGAAUUUGGAGAAGGGUUGAAAUUCUUUGGUAUAUGAAGCUGUAAUAUUUGAUUAUCUGAAGUUUUUUUUGGAGGAUUCUGAGCAAAACCCAAGUUCCCAAAUCUUGCAAAUAAUACUAGGACUUGAGCUGUAUGAGGUAAAAGAGAAACAAUGAGAGAUGGGAGUUCCAAGAAAAGCAAGCUCUCAUGGUCAAAGAAAAUGGUCAGAAAGUGGUUCAACAUCAAGAGCAAGAAUGAGGAGUUUCAGGCUGAUGAUGUUUAUGGAGGAGGUGAUGUUGAAUACAGGACUAGCUUCUCUGAGAGGGAGCCCCGCACAAUCAAAAAGAGCAAGACAGAGAAAUUUACCAAGAGCACUGAGCAGGUCCGGCGAACUAGAAUGAAUCUUGAUCAUCCUCGAAUUUUUGAUGUGCAAAACCAUAGCAUUUUUGUUGCUACUUGGAAUGUGGCUGGAAGAUCUCCACCAAAUAACUUAAAUCUAGAUGAAUGGCUUCAUGCUGCACCUCCUGCUGACAUUUAUGUUCUUGGAUUUCAGGAGAUAGUUCCACUAAAUGCUGGUAAUGUUCUUGGUGCGGAAGACAAUGGUCCUGCUAAGAAAUGGCUUGCUCUUAUCCGGAAAACUCUUAACAAUCUUCCUGGGACCAGUGGGGGGAGUGGCUGCUAUACACCAUCUCCAAUUCCACAGCCUGUUGUAGAGCAAGAUGCAGAUUUUGAGGGAUCAGCAAGGCAGAAAAACUCAUCUUUCUUUCAUCGCCGUUCAUUCCAAACAACUAACAGUUGGAGAAUGGAAAGUGAUUCAUCAAUCCCACAACCACGACUUGAUCGCCGGUUCAGUGUCUGUGAUAGGGUGAUCUUUGGCCACAGGCCGAGCGAUUACAGCCACAGGCCGAGCGAUUACAGCCACAGGCCGAGCGAUUACAGCCACAGGCCGAGCGAUUAUAGCCACAGGCCAAGUGAUUUCAGCCACAGGCCAAGUGAUUAUAGCCACAGGCCAAGUGAUUUCAGCCACAGGCCAAGUGAUUUCAGCCACAGGCCAAGUGAUUACAGUCACAGACCAAGUGAUUACAGUCAUAGGCCAAGUGACUUUGAAUCUAGUUACAGAUGGGGUCAUCGGCCAAGUGACUAUUCCAGGCCAAGUGACUACUCCAGAUGGGGUUCAUCUGAUGAUGACAAUGGAGCUGGUGAUUCACCAAGUACUGUGUUACAUUCCCCAAUGUCCUAUGGCUAUGGUGGAUCUGCAUCUAAUGAUGAUGGAUAUAGAAAAAGAGGGCAUUCAAGAUACUGCUUAGUUGCAAGUAAACAAAUGGUUGGAAUAUUUCUCACAGUUUGGGUGAGGAGUGAAUUAAGGGAUCAUGUUCGAAACAUGAAAGUAUCUUGUGUGGGAAGAGGAUUAAUGGGUUACCUCGGAAACAAGGGAUCUAUUUCAAUCAGCAUGUCACUGCACCAGACAACCUUUUGCUUUGUUUGUAGUCAUUUAACCUCUGGAGAGAAGGAGGGUGAUGAACUAAGAAGAAAUUCUGAUGUCAUGGAGAUCCUUAGAAAGACAAGGUUUCCUCGGGUCCAUAGCUCAGGCGAUGAGAAGUCUCCAGAGACUAUCCUGGAGCAUGAUCGAGUCAUUUGGCUUGGAGAUCUUAACUAUCGAAUUGCGCUCUCUUACCGCUCUGCAAAGGCCUUAGUUGAGAUGCAGAAUUGGAGGGCAUUGUUAGAGAGAGACCAGUUAAGGAUAGAGCAAAGACGCGGCCGUGUUUUUGCAGGAUGGAGUGAAGGGAAGAUUUACUUUCCCCCAACAUACAAGUAUUCUACUAAUUCAGACAGAUAUGCAGGGGAUGAUCAGCAUCCAAAAGAGAAACGGCGGACACCUGCUUGGUGUGAUCGAAUUUUGUGGCAUGGAGAAGGGCUACAUCAGUUAUCAUAUGUCCGUGGAGAAUCUCGGUUUUCAGAUCACAGACCAGUUUAUGGCAUGUUUUGGGCUGAGGUUGUUUCCAGCCAUAACCGAUUGAAGAAAAGCAUGAGCUGCUCUAGUUCCAGGAUUGAGGUGGAGGAGCUGCUUCCAUAUUCACAUGGAUAUACUGAACUUAGCUUUUUCUAAAAGAUGACAACCAGAAUUUUGGCCCACGUUGAAUAUACAUCCAAGCUUGGAAUCACUUUGUUGAAUUAUAUUAUUAUUCAUCUCAAGGGCGAUGGAGACAUUCCGUUGCCCACAAACCGAAAAAGGUGUUAAUUUGGUCUUCUCUAACUAUAAUGUUAUAUUGUACAUUUAAUCAUCCCAGAAAAAAAAAAGAAAAAAAAAAUCCGAUUUCAGUACGGAGAAUAAUUAGGUAACCCAUUUGACAGACACACAGCCUUUCUGAACAGCCUUUCUGACAUAUCUCAAAGUUACUUACAAGUGUUUUUGCUCAUGUCCUACUCAAAUGAUUAGGAUGAAACUAAUCCAAUCAGGAACACUUCAUGCCAAGAGGAGAAGAAGAAGAUUUUGUUUGAUUCACUAUUCAUUAUUUGUUCAUGGAAAUAUAUAUGUGUCUAUCUAUCUAUCUAUAUAUGUCUGUUAUGUGAGACCAAGCCAAGUUGAAAAGUUUGGUCAAAAUAAUCAUUUGUAUACUUGUUCUUUUUCUGUUUUCAAAUGCUAAGGAAAUAUUUGAAGAGAGUACCCAGAUACCAAAAAGUAAUGACAAAAAAAAAAGGAUAUAUUUACAAAGAAGAUGAAGUUCAUGAUAGAAAAAUCUGAACACCCUCUUACUCUCUCUCCUGUUGUUUCAAAUGAUUAAUGUACUGAAAAAUGUUGGUAUUUUUUUCCUUUAUUAUUAUUCAUUUAAACUGUUCCCC
Humulus lupulus (European hop) is the source of this 3660-nucleotide messenger RNA. RefSeq names its product type IV inositol polyphosphate 5-phosphatase 6-like. Lineage: Eukaryota; Viridiplantae; Streptophyta; Magnoliopsida; Rosales; Cannabaceae. Gene Ontology annotation, molecular function: phosphatidylinositol-3,4,5-trisphosphate 5-phosphatase activity; inositol-polyphosphate 5-phosphatase activity; phosphatidylinositol-4,5-bisphosphate 5-phosphatase activity. The record is from RefSeq and is a predicted model, not a curated record. The transcript has 13 exons. Bases 992 to 2926 code for a protein of 644 amino acids. Gene Ontology annotation, biological process: phosphatidylinositol dephosphorylation.